AUGCCUAAACAAAACCAACCGUUAUAUAGCUUUCCCUACGUGCCAACCCUGUGUGCUGUCAGCAGCGCUGAGGAACCCCCCACCCCCAGCCCCCAGUGGGCUUCUUGGCGACUCCUGCAUAGUGAUGUGUUGGCCCUACCCAUUUUCAAGGAGGAAGACGCUAUCCUUCCAUUGGACGGUGACCCCAAACAGCCGCCCUUUCAGUAUAUCCUGUGUGCUGCAACGUCCCCUGCGGUCAAGCUGCACGAUGAAAGCCUCACUUACCUGAACCAAGGUCAGUCCUAUGAAAUCCGGAUGCUGGACAACCGGAAAUUGGGAGAUGUGCCUGAGAUCAGUGGAAAGUUGGUGAAGAGCAUCAUCAGAGUUGUGUUCCAUGACAGACGCCUCCAGUAUACGGAGCACCAGCAGCUGGAAGGCUGGAAGUGGAAUCGCCCUGGGGACAGGCUACUUGAUCUCGAUAUUCCACUGUCUGUUGGAGUCAUUGACAUAAGGACAAACCCAGGCCAGUUAAAUGCAGUUGAGUUUCUUUGGGACCCUGCAAAACGCACAUCUGUAUUUAUUCAGGUCCACUGCAUCAGCACGGAGUUCACCCCGCGUAAGCACGGUGGCGAGAAGGGGGUUGCUUUCAGAGUCCAAGUUGACACUUUUAAACAGAAUGAAAAUGGUGACUACACUGAUCACCUGCACUCAGCCAGCUGCCAAAUCAAAGUUUUUAAGCCUAAAGGAGCAGACAGAAAACAGAAAACGGACCGAGAAAAGAUGGAGAAGAGGACUCCCCACGAAAAAGAAAAGUACCAGCCUUCGUAUGACACUACCAUCCUCAGCGAGAUGAGGCUUGAGCCUAUAAUGGAAGCUGCAAUUGAACAUGAGCAGAAAAGGUCCAGCAAGCGGACUUUGCCCGCAGACUGCGGCGAUUCUCUGGCAAAGCGAGGCAGUUGCUCCCCAUGGCCGGCCACCACUGCAGCCUACGGCAGUGAGAGCCCUGCGCCCACUCCCACCUUCACCUCUGCUCAGCCGAGCACCUACAGCAUCCCUGAGAGCGAUGCGUCCUCUCCAAACCAUCAAGGAGAAGGAAUUUCCCAAGGCUCUGGUGAACAACUUCACCCGUCAGCCACCAUCCAGGAGGCUCAGCAAUGGCUGCUCAGACACAGGUUCGCCACCUACGCAAGGCUCUUCGCCAAUUUCUCAGGUGCCGAUUUAUUGAAGUUGACAAGAGAGGACCUCGUACAGAUCUGUGGCCCAGCUGACGGCAUUCGCCUGUACAAUGCACUGAAGUCAAGGACAAUUAGACCUCGUCUCACCAUCUACGUCUGCCAGGAGCAGCCCAGGAGCGCACAGCUGGAAAUGCAACCUGGUGCAGGCCAUGGAGAUCACAGCAAUGGUGCUGUAUAUGUUUAUCACGCAAUCUACCUGGAAGAGAUGGCAGCCUCAGAAGUCACUCGGAAAUUGGCUUCGGCGUUCAAUGUUCCCUUGCACCAGAUUAACCAGGUUUACAGACAGGGUCCCACCGGGAUUCACGUUCUCCUUAGUGACCAGGUGGUUCAGAACUUUCAAGAUGAGAGUUGUUUCUUGUUCGCCACUGUAAAAGCGGAAAACGGUGAAGGCAUCCAUAUCAUUCUGAAGUAAACCAGGAACGUGCUGGCCUUGCCUCAGGACGGAUUGAAGCCUCACUUCACCCUCCUGAGGGGCGUUGGGAUUGUUGGGAUUGGACUUCACCGCUUACAAAUGUUUCAUAUUGAAAACGUGAAGUGAUCUCUGUGAUGCGCUGCCUGAGAGGUGCCCUAGCUUCUCGUCACUGCCCUUACCAUGAGUUUCUCCGGAGGGUGUGGAGUGGACGUGGACCGCUGAGGGGCUACUCCCCCUCGGCUGGUCCUGGAAGCCACCUCACCCUCCGUGACACUGUGUCCGGUUUGGAAAUGAAUGUAUCCCGCCCUGUGCCCGUUUAUUUGUCCCUGCUUGUACCCUCCGGUGACUUGGGGAGGCCCGGGGCAGGGGAGCAAGAUACCUGGAAGUCUGCGGGGACAAGUGAGGCUGGAAACGCCACCAGCUUGUGGGUCAGGCCCACUUCUGUGUCUGAGUGUGUGUGGGGCGUGUGAGGCGUGGGUGGAGAUGUGGCACGCCCAGAUGGGUCCCAGUGCCGCAUGGUCAUUGGAGCUUGUCGACUUCAGGACCCGUGGAGGUGCUCCCCUCCCCAGCACCCUCGUUUCCUUUUUGUGGGGAAGCUCUGCUCAUGUCAGCUUUUUUUUCCCCCUGUUUUCCUUUGUCUUUUUACUCCCUUCUUUAAAAAACAAAACAAAACAAUGUUGACUUCUUGGCCUAGACACCAGAGAGAAGUAACUCAGCAGAAAGCAGGAAUGUCUUCCUAGUGGUAAGAGCUUGGCGGUCAGUGUCGAGGGGCUAGGAAGGCCACAGGCAGGGUCUGGCCCUGUCUCUGAGGGUGUCAGGACGAGGUGUGGGCCUUCGCCAUGUGCCCCAGGGCUUCCCCAUCAAUUACAGAAGCCGUUUUUGGAUAUUCUCCCCUUUGCCAUUUUCAUUGUAUCUUUUGGGCCAAACUAUUCACAAAAGUGAAAUCUGGGAUCAUUCUUGAGCUCCUUUGCCUAGUGUAGUAUUACAUGCUGAAAAUACACGUGUUGGCUUUUGUCCCAUUAUAGUUUUAAACUUGGUGCAUGCAUGUAUGCAUGUUUGUACCCAUGUGUGUAUUCCUGGGUUUCUGGUGGAGAAGGCUAGGUCUGUUGUCUUCUUUCUCCACUGGGACGGGGUCCUGGUUUUAAAAAUCUGUACUGCUUCCAUGCAGACACGAAGGAGAGGUGAUCCCCACCCAAGGCAGAUUUCAUUUUUCCCCUUUGAGACUUGUUGCGAUGCCCUUGGGCCUUUUCAUGACCAAAUAUUUCAUUCCCUGGUAGUAAGGUGGGGGGAGGGGAAGCCUGCAGGUCCAGUUCUGUGUCUGUGGGUUUGUUCCGCCUAUUGGCAUGCCGCGGGGCUCACCAUUUGGGCCUCAGCGCGCAGGGAACAACACGGACACAGACGCUUUGCAUGGUUUCAAAAUUGAUAGGAUAGUUUGAGAAGUGGGGAAAUUACCCACUUGAAUCUAUCUCACCUCAGAUAUCACAGAGUGAAAUGGCUCAGUUUACCCCCAGGCACCAGGAAUUAAAUUAUCACACCAGCAACUUGCUGUUUUGAGAGUGGGAUGUACACAUUUUAGUUUAACUAUGAUAAAUGUUUUCCGAACAUUUUGCAAAUGUGUUUCCUUUCCUGCUAUAUUAAUGGUGCCCCUCUGUGUGCUUAACUAGACCUCAGAGAGAACUUCUCUGGCUACUUUUGCCCUUCCUUCUCUAUCGUCCCUGCUUGACCACAGGAUACGGGAGCCGAAGCCACGUAAGACUCCUUAGCAGAGGCUUGCGGCUGCCCCGUCAGGUCCUUGGGUCAGAGGUGCUCGGGAAAACCCUUAGUAUUUUCCUGCCUGGCCACACGGACCAUGAAGGCAGCGUUCCCGCCCUCGCUUAGACCCCGCCAGGGAAGUCCCUCCCCACUUCUUUUCCCUGCACAGAGUCGUGUCUGUGUUUUUAGGCCCACGAGUCCAGGGCAUUGCUGUUCACUAGGACAUUUGGCUCUGCUCACUUUCUGCCUCACAUGGUCAGUGGCUGCUCAGAAGCGCCAGAGGCAGCGGGCCUCCCUUCUUACUGUCGUAGCAAGACAAAGCACGCAGUGUCUUUUUGCAAAGGAAGUGUCUGUCCCUGUGUCAACAUUUAAAUAACAAGAUCUUGUUGUGUGUGUGAGUGUGUACGUGUGCUCAUAUAAGCUUCGCUCAGAGACAAACGUCUCCCAGAGAGAUCAGCAAGAAGCCCCCGGCCUCCGUGUCUCUGACGGGACCGUGGCAAAGCCAUCGGGCCCAGGGGCCGAGUGGUCUUGUUGCCAUGCAGUGGAGGCUGCCCUGAGGGGAUUGGUGGCACUGCAGCCUGUCCCCUGGACGGGGAUAGAUGGUCUCUCUUGCCUUAUAGCAUGAGUGCAUUUGUCAGGGUUUCUAUGCUUUUUAAAUAAACUUGAAAAAAUGGUCCCACUCUG
This is a messenger RNA of Vombatus ursinus (common wombat), 4062 nucleotides long. RefSeq names its product upstream binding protein 1 (gene UBP1). Lineage: Eukaryota; Metazoa; Chordata; Mammalia; Diprotodontia; Vombatidae. Gene Ontology annotation, molecular function: DNA-binding transcription activator activity, RNA polymerase II-specific; RNA polymerase II cis-regulatory region sequence-specific DNA binding. The transcript has 17 exons. The record is from RefSeq and is a predicted model, not a curated record. Bases 1 to 1626 code for a protein of 541 amino acids. Gene Ontology annotation, cellular component: nucleus. Gene Ontology annotation, biological process: regulation of transcription by RNA polymerase II.